CACCGUCCUCUCUUUAUUUUUAUCAAUCUAUGCAUCCAUCGAUCCAGCUGCUCUGCAAAUACAACAAACACCAAAUAAAAAAGCUAUCAAGUUCUCAAUCUUUAUCUUAGGGUUCUCUCUGUUUCUCUCGUUUUCAAAUCCCCCACCUCUAAAAAUCGAACCUUUUUCCCCUUAAACCAUGAACAACUCCACCCAACCCACUUCACAGAUCUUCUCUACGAUUCCCAUCUUACCGCUCUAGCAGAAAACCCUACCAAAGUUUUCACCUUUCAGGGUUUUUAGUCAUUUAGAUUUCAACGUUUUUUUUUGUUUUGUUUUGUUUUGGGAUUCAACCCUUGUUUAUUUUUGGGAAUUGUAGCUAUUGGGUUUUUGCACUGUUUUGAGAUAUUGAGUGUAGGAAGAUAUGGAGAGGUUUGAGAGUGGGAGUAGUAUUCAGGAGGCUCCCUGUUCUGUUCCUCAGGAUCUCAGCCAGUUUGGUGUUAAUUCUUCAGGGGAGUUAUUCGAUGCAUCACAAUAUGCAUUUUUUGGUCAAGAUUCUGUUGAGGAAGUUGAGUUGGGAGGUUUAGAUGAUGAAGAUGAGACUGCAGUUGGGCUUGAAGAGGAGGAGUUUCUGUAUAAUAAAGAAGAGAUUGGUGUGUCUCUAUCUGAUGCUGAUGAUCUGGCUCUAACUUUUGAAAAGUUGAACAAGGAUGUGAGUGGAACUUGGAACACCGGGAUAAUUGGUGAUAGAGGAUCUAGAGAAAGUUCAUCUGCUGCUGAAUGGGUGCAGGAUAGUUACCCUAACUGGAUUGACGAAGAAAUUUUUGAUGCUGAAAGCAUGAGAGAUGGGAAAAGAUGGUCUUCUGGGCCGUUUUCUUCUAUGCAUCCUACAGAAGCGAAGCCUUUGUACAGAACAUCCUCAUAUCCUGAGCCUCCACAGCUGCUGCAGCAGCAGCAGCAGCAGCAUCAAUAUUAUUCGAGUGAACCGAUUCUGGUGCCAAAAUCUUCCUAUACUUCAUUUCCACCUCCAGGUGGCAGAUCUCAGCAUGGUUCACCUAACAACCAGUCAGGCCACAUGAAUAUUCCUUAUGCUGCCGGUGGACCCCAGGGCGGAAUAUCUUCACCAAACCUUUCUCCCUACUCUAACUCUCCACUGCAAAUGAGUGGGUUGCCUCAUGGAUCACAUCUUGGUGGAAAUUUGCCUCAUCUGGCGCCUGGUCUUCCGAAACAUAGUCGUCCCCUGCAGCAAUGGGCCAAUCAAACUGGUUCAUAUGGAGAUCAUCCCAGUCAUUUAAAUAAUCUAUUGCAGCAACAGUUACCUCAUCAGAAUGGUUUGCCUCCACAGUUGAUGCAUCAGCCACAACAGCCGCAUCCUAGAAUGCACCAUCCAGUCCUGCAACCAUAUAGUCAUAUAUCAGCAAUGCAGUCUCAACUAUUUAACCCCCACCUUCCUCCAUCCCCACCCUUGAUGAAUAAAUUUGAAGCAAUGUUCGGUUUGAGUGAUAUUAGAGAUGAAAGGUCGAGAUUAGCUCAGAAAGGUAGACAGAAUAUGCAUUUUUCUCAACAUGGCUUUGAUACAGGCAGCUACAGGAGUGGUGGUCGGUGGUCGCCAUUUAGGUCCAAGUAUAUGACAGCUGAUGAAAUUGAGGGUAUAAUGCGAAUGCAGCUUGCCGCAACACACAGCAAUGACCCAUAUGUAGAUGAUUAUUACCACCAGUAUUGCCUUGCAAGAAAAUCUGCGGGGGCGAAGUUGAGACAUCAUUUCUGUCCAACUAAUUUAAGGGAUCUUCCUUCUCGGGCACGAGCUAAUGCUGAACCACAUGCUUUUCUCCAAGUUGAUGCUCUUGGGAGGGUUCCAUUCUCGUCAAUACGCAGGCCUCGGCCUCUUCUGGAAGUGGAGCCACCAAAUUCAUCUAGUCCGGGCAACACUGAACAUAAGGUUUCUGAGAAGCCUCUAGAACAGGAGCCAAUGCUUGCAGCUAGGGUGAUAAUUGAGGAUGGACUUUGUCUGCUCCUGGAUGUGGACGACAUUGAUCGUUUCCUACAAUUCAAUCAGCUCCAAGAUGGUGGAACCCAGUUAAGGCGUAGGCGUCAGAGCUUGCUAGAAGGGCUUGCAGCAUCUCUUCAAUUGGCCGAUCCUUUUGGGAAAAAUGAUCACACAAAUGGCCCUGCUCCCGAGGAUGAUUUUGUUUUUCUGAGGUUGGUUUCUCUGCCCAAGGGCCGAAAGCUCCUUGCCAAGUACCUCCAGCUCCUUUUCCCAGGUGGUGAGCUCAUGCGUAUAGUAUGUAUGGCCAUUUUCCGCCAUCUGAGGUUCUUGUUUGGUGUCCUCCCGUCUGAUCCAAGGGCUGCAGAAACUACAAACAAUGUUGCUAGGGUUGUUUCAUCAUGUGUUCGAGGUAUGGAUCUUGGUGCACUUAGUGCUUGUCUGGCAGCAGUUGUCUGUUCGUCAGAGCAACCUCCGCUUCGUCCCAUUGGGAGCCCUGCAGGAGAUGGGGCUUCCCUUAUUCUUAAUGCUGUUCUCGAUAGGGCAACUGAACUCUUAACUGAUCCUAAUGCCUCUAGCAACUGCAAUAUGACUAAUGGGGAACUUUGGCAGGCCUCGUUUGAUAAUUUCUUUGGCUAUCUGACCAAGUAUUGUGUGAACAAGUAUGAUACUAUAAUGCAGUCACUGCUAAUGCAGGCCCCCAUGAAUAUGGCUGUUAUUGGCUCAGAUGCAGCCAGAGCUAUUGGUCGUGAAAUGCCAGUUGAGUUGCUACGUGCGAGCCUUCCCCACACUGAUGAUCACCAGAGACAAUUGCUAUUAGAUUUCACGCGGAGGUCCAUGCCUGUUGGAGGAUCUAACAAUCUUGACGGGGGAAAUAGUGCCCACAUUAAUUCUGAGUCGGUGCUAAGUUGAUGUUAAAGCCAAGUGAAGGAUACUUUGGAAGAUAAAAGGCUUAAUUUUGAAAAGAAAAGGAUUCUGAGCGGGCACCCAGUUGGGUUGCAAAAUUCUUGGGUUCUGUGUACUUGUGCUCUAUUCAGGCAAAUAAAUUGGCGGGUUUAUAAGGGCAUAGAUGUGAUUUGGGUAAGUUUGGUAUUUUAGGUCUUCAUGUUCUUACAUUCAUGCUUCACUGAAAAAAACUUAUAAGAAAGCUUCUCUUUGUAAUCCUUUUAAAUCCGAUGGUACAGGUUUCCUUUUUAUAUCUUUUAGAGGGAUAUAAGGGUAGAUAAUUUUCCUAGACUUUGGAGCUUAUUUUGAUGCUCUGUUGUGGAAUUCUUAAGAUAGGGAUGUAGAAGAGCGUAUUUUGAUGCUCUGUUGUGGAAUUCAUAAUAUAGAGAUGUAGUAGGCAUGUACAGUUUUCAGUGCA
Messenger RNA from Argentina anserina (silverweed cinquefoil), 3326 nucleotides. RefSeq names its product protein PAT1 homolog. Bases 404 to 2875 code for a protein of 823 amino acids. Gene Ontology annotation, cellular component: P-body. Gene Ontology annotation, molecular function: RNA binding. Gene Ontology annotation, biological process: P-body assembly; deadenylation-dependent decapping of nuclear-transcribed mRNA. The transcript is spliced from 5 exons. Lineage: Eukaryota; Viridiplantae; Streptophyta; Magnoliopsida; Rosales; Rosaceae. The record is from RefSeq and is a predicted model, not a curated record.